Molecule: messenger RNA, 1050 nt
Organism: Helianthus annuus (common sunflower)
Lineage: Eukaryota; Viridiplantae; Streptophyta; Magnoliopsida; Asterales; Asteraceae
Exons: 1
Coding region: 1-1050 (349 amino acids)
Source: RefSeq, a predicted model, not a curated record
AUGACUAAUCACCUCUGGAGUAUUAUUACGGAAAGGAAAUCCCUUUGGGUUCAGUGGAUCCACUUGCAUAAAUUGAAGGGUAGGAGCUUAUGGGACAUCCAAGCUCAUGGUAGUAUCAGCUGGGGUUGGCGGAAAAUUUUUUCCAUUCGGAAUGCGGUUUGUCCGUUCAUAUGGAAGUCUGUUAGGAGCGGCUCUCAAAUAAAUGCUUGGAGUGACAACUGGUGCCAGCUCAGUCCGCUUAAUACUUUUAUUACGCCGAGGUCCAUUGCUAAUGCGGGCUUUAAUCUUACUUCAUCUUUAGCGGAUCUUAUCGAUGAUAACGGCCAUUGGAAGUGGCCUACUGCUUGGUAUGAUAUUUAUCCGGUUUUGAUUGGGUUAAAUGCUCCUCUUUUGACUCAGAAUCUGGAGGAUAGAACAAUCUGGAAAGACUUGGAGGGAAAUAUCUGUCCUUUUGGUUCGAUGGAGGUGUGGCAUAAUACCCGUCAUCGUGAACAUCCGGUCUCUUGGGUAAAUGGGGUUUGGUUUAGUCAAUGCAUUCCAAGACACUCGUUCCAUCUUUGGUUGGUUAUUAAAAAUAAGCUCAAGACGCAGGAUCGAUUAGCAAUCUGGGAAGCGGGAAGCGAAUAUAACUUGAGACUUAUGUGCUGUCCAUUAUGUAAGUACGAUCGGGAUUCUAGAGACCAUUUGUUUUUCAGAUGUUCGUUUGCCUCUCAAGUCUGGUGUAAUGUUAAAGUUUUGGUGAACAUGGGGGAUGUUAAUGACUCGUGGCAGUCGAUCAUGAACUGGAUGGAUCAAAAGGCUAAUUCAAGGAAGACGGAACACAUUGUAUGUAAGCUAGUCAUUGCUGCGGCGUCGUAUUUUAUCUGGCAAGAAAGGAAUAAUUGUUUAUUCUCUAAUAAAGAUGCCAAUGUUAAUUCGGUGAGUGAUAAAAUUAAGAAUACGGUUCGGCUUCGAUUGAUGGGGUUUAACUUUAAUGGCGAAUCACACAAUCAAAGCCUUCUAAAGAAGUGGAAGCUGCUUCCAAGUGAUGAAGACAAAGACCCGGGCUAG